Molecule: messenger RNA, 411 nt
Organism: Zea mays
Lineage: Eukaryota; Viridiplantae; Streptophyta; Magnoliopsida; Poales; Poaceae
Source: RefSeq, marked validated
ACAACUCUAGUACUCCUCCAUAACUGGCCAUGUCGUUCUAUAAGAAACUAGUGAUCGUUGGUUUCGCCUUAACCUUGCUCCUUGUGUCAUUCCGAAUGGAUGCGACUGCAAAGCUUUGCAGUACGACAAUGGAGAGACUCAUUUGCGGCGGAGCAAGUCGAGGCGACGUGAACAGGGCAUGCGAUGAAACGUGCAGAUCCAAGGGCUACACGGGUGGCGGCUUUUGCAACAUGAAAAUACAACGCUGUGUUUGUCGCAAGCCGUGUGUCCAGGAGGAGCAAACAGAGGCGCGCGCCAGAGACGAAGCAGCCGACGCUGGAGAUAUGAUGAGCCAGACGAUGGCAGAUUGAGUGAUGCGCAUGACAGAUGUUUAGCCACCAUAUAUAUAUAAGGAAUAAAAUCAAAACAUGC